This is a messenger RNA of Ophidiomyces ophidiicola, 1050 nucleotides long. RefSeq lists its product as uncharacterized. The coding region runs from base 1 to 1050 and encodes 349 amino acids. The record is from RefSeq and is a predicted model, not a curated record. The transcript has 3 exons. Lineage: Eukaryota; Fungi; Ascomycota; Eurotiomycetes; Onygenales; Onygenaceae.
AUGCCUUCUACUCUGCAAGUCCUUUCCCCCGUCAUGCUCAAGCUCCCAGUCGACAAAUGCGAACACUUUCCAACAGACGUGCACCGGCUCGACCCGGAGGGGGAUGUCACGCUAAUGCUGACUCGGCUUUUGGCUUAUGUUGAUGGUCCAGACAUGGUAACCGAGGGACCAGUCAGUGAUAUGCGUGUCAAAAUUGAAAUAGAUAAUGUCAUGAUCGAAGAAGAGGUGUUGAUUCACGUUUCCUCUCGACAUAUGACACUGGCUUCGUCCGUCUUUCGAGCAAUGCUUCAGCAACAGUUUGCCGAAAGUAACACUCUAAGCUUGACGGGAAGGGUUGACAUCGCGCUUCCUGACGAUGACCCAGAUGCACUGUUGAUUCUCUUGAACAUUAUCCACGGUCGUGUGCGGAAAGUGCCUCUGAGAGUGGAUCUUUCGACGCUGACUCAACUGGCUAUUCUGGUGGACAAAUAUGAUGUCCACGAAGCUGUAGAGCUGUUCUCGACUUUCUGGUUUGACAAUCUAAAGUCCACCAUCCCAAGCCACUUCACCAAUGAUAUACCGGCGUGGAUUUGUGUUUGCUGGGUGUUCAAUCGGCCAGAGGAGUUUUCAAUAGUCACUCGCCUUGCUCUCCGUCAAGGUAAACAAGCUAUUCCUCUAGGAGAACUCCCGAUUCCCUCUGCAGUGGUCGAAGCGAUUGAUCUUCGGAGACAGGAGACCCUUUCCCGGCUAAUGGAUACGCUUUACAGUCACAUUGAUGACUAUACUAAUAAUGAACACUGCAGCUUUGAAUGUGAUGCCCUCAUGUUGGGCUCCCUCAUCAAGCGAUUACGGACUCUAAAAAUAUUCCCCCAUCGACCAGACCCACCGUUUAUAGGAUUGUGUUUUGAUGAAUUAGAUAAUCGUUUCCGACAAGGGAUGUAUUUCCCCGCUGCACAACGCACCAGCAUCUAUUUUUACGAGCAUUCAAAGUGUGCCAUUCGCUCUCUUGACUCUACACUGAAGAAAUGCAAUGAGAGACUAGCUGGUCUAAAUCUGAGUGACUUCAAGUAA